ACAUCAAGUAUUUCUUUGAGUAGUUUUGACCUAGUUGAUGAUGAAAAUGGAUAUGAAAUGAGACAAACUUGUAGUUACCUACUAUCAAAUAUAUCAGACAAAAAUUCUGGAAUUUACAGUUUGGUUGGUUAUUCGAAUGAUGAGAAAUUUAGAGACACCCCAUUAAAUAUGAGUAUAAACUUAAUCGUUGUGGAUAGUGUCACUACAGAUGCACAGACAGUUACAAACACACCGACAUCUGUUCCAUUGUCUGCUAUAAUUGGGGGAUCAGUAGCUGGACUUCUGGUUGUUAUUCUCAUCACAGUUUAUGUUAUAGUAAAAGUUAAACGGAAAAGCCACCAUGAAAAAAAUGCAGAAGUAAAGGAAGAUAAGGAAAAUCCCCUUUAUGGCACUUCUGGAUUUGGCAGUCCAUCAGAAUAUACAAUGGUUGACAAAUCAAAUGAUGCUAGUUCAAGCAAGGAGGAACGUCUGAACCCUCUUUAUGAUUCUAACUCUGCCACCCAGGGAGGAGUAGAAGAAGCUUAUGCUGCUGUGGAUGUAAGGAAAAAGAAGAAAAACAAAGCCAAUAAAGGAACUGAAAAUGCUGCCUUUUCUUCUGAAAGUAAUGCAGCUGUUUAUGCUGCAGUAGAUAAAUCAAAGAAAAAGAAGAGUGAUAAACCACCCGUUGAAGCUGUCUACAGUGAAGUUAAUAAGAAAAAAGGUUCAAAAAAUGAUACUUCACUCCAUGGAUCUUCCCAAUAAUUACAUUGUGUUAAUUAUUCCAACCAAAGCCGAAGUAUUGAAAAUCUUAUUACUUCGAUUUACUGUAUAUAUAUAUUCUCCAGCAUAAAUAUUGAUAUGUUCAAAAAUUAGAAGAAGUAUAGCAGUAAUACAAAAUGGACAGGUGGUCCAAAGUUGAAAACUUUGAUGAACCUCAUGUUGUUUAAAGUGUUGGCAUUUAAAAUAUCUUCAGUGGUGUUCUAUUCACUUUCAUAUUUAUACAGAGAUCAGUGCUAUAUAACACACUCUGUGAUUCGUCAACAUUCAAUGUAUUUCAUUUGAAUCCCACAAUACCUAACAGUUCUGUAACCUCAAACCAAUUGGAAAUUAUUUUAAUUUUUAUGAAUAUAUUAUUUUGGUGUGAUCGCAAUGCCAGGAAAUUCUUCGUUGAUUGCACAGUCUUUGCCUUUCCUACUCCUUCCUAUACAUUCCACAACCAUGCAUUGCAUAUGGGCUUCGCAAUGGAAUUUAUUUAAGGCAAUUCUGUUUUCUACUUUUUAGCAAAUUCGCUAAAAAUUUCUGGUAUCUAUUUUCUUGAAUAGUUGGAAAAAUUAUAAUAUUUUGAGCCAAAAGGUCAUGACUAGGAUAAAGCGCUAUCGAGUAAAUCAGUUUUGAAUACUUGUAUUUAUAUUUGCAGUUUAUCUUCCAGUAGAUAGUUUUUUUUUAAUAUUUUAACAUAAAAUGCACUCUAGUUGUUUUUGAUAUGCCUAAAAUGUACUAAUGCACUAAGUCAAGUCACUAAUUUAUGCUUCAAUAAAGGAAAUUUUGUGUUAUCCUAAUUAAUUUCACUGUCAUAGGUCAUCUAUGCAAUUAGACUGUGAGUCAAUUAUUCUGCUUUUGCUUUCUCCACUGCUGUUAACAUUUUCGGGGUGUUGAAGUGUUGUAUUAUCUUUUCCGUUAUAACUUUCAUCAGUCUUUCAUAUUAGUUGGGCACCUGUGCUGAUUUACGGUCUUUCUUAGUUAGGUUUUGGAGGUUGUUUUAAACUUAGUUAAACACACAUAUAACGUGUGAAAUAGUAGUGUGAGCUAUUUAUAUUAUGCUUUAUUAAUUUUCCUUCCUGUCAUCAUUGUACUUGUAACUCACCCUUCAUUCUAUUUUUGCAAUAUAUAGUGUUAUGCUCAUUUACUAGCCAAUUUGAUAUCUACAAACUUGUUAUUGAGUGAGCACUGGCAUGUUUGUCUAUUUUUUACCAAGAAUUAGCAUUUUGAAAAGAAAAUAAGAUCUCUUUAUUCGCCAAUCAAUUUUCUAUAAAUGCCAUUUAUUAGGCAAUGGUAAUGCAAAAUAGAGUGAAAAUUUAUAUUAAUGAAAAUACAGAUUUGGUUUAUCACCAGCAAUGGUCAAAUAUUGUAGACUGUAGUGUUUUAAAAUUUAUUAUUUUAUCUUUUCUAUAAAUGUGUUUCUCUGCUCUUUAUCAAUAUUUGUAAAUAAAAAGUGAUUCAAGUCAAAAGUGGUUAUCAGUUAUGGCAGUGAAAUGAAUUUCUGUAAUUUUAUAUUGUUAUCAAUGACAUUUUUAUGAUCAUUUUUAUUAGUGCAUUAAGACAUUACUUGAAUAUAAUAUGAAUUGUUAAAGUGAAAGAAGUAGAGACUCAAUAUGAGAACCGUAUUAUGCUAUGCUAUUUGUGUAUUUAUGAUUUUCCCAAUUAUCUCAAUCUUAUGUUUUCAAAAUGUAAGGAAAAAGAAUAUCUUCAUUUCUAUGAAAUUACGGUAGAUAGUUCAUUCGAAAGCAACUUGGUUUCUUAAGGAAAAGUGAUGUAAAUUAGUGUAAAUGUUUUUUUUUUCAACAAAGAGUUAAUAAUAAUGCUUUUUAUGUUGUAUAUUCACUCUCUGUAUUGUUUCAACUUGUAGCCACUGAGAUUUAAUUUUUGUUUCUUCAUAAUCAAUGUAUAUGGUGAAAAGUGAUAUUAUUUUUAGUCAUAACUUUAUUCAUUUAAUUAUUUUUCAUCAUUAUUCAAAGAUACAAUUUUUAGGAGAUGACAUUUUAGGGAAAAAAAUA
Messenger RNA from Styela clava, 2753 nucleotides. Lineage: Eukaryota; Metazoa; Chordata; Ascidiacea; Stolidobranchia; Styelidae. The record is from RefSeq and is a predicted model, not a curated record.